Penicillium riverlandense is the source of this 804-nucleotide messenger RNA. RefSeq names its product 2-deoxyribose-5-phosphate aldolase. Bases 1 to 804 code for a protein of 267 amino acids. The record is from RefSeq and is a predicted model, not a curated record. The transcript has a single exon. NCBI's taxonomy places the organism in Eukaryota, Fungi, Ascomycota, Eurotiomycetes, Eurotiales, Aspergillaceae. Gene Ontology annotation, cellular component: cytoplasm. Gene Ontology annotation, biological process: carbohydrate catabolic process; deoxyribonucleotide catabolic process. Gene Ontology annotation, molecular function: deoxyribose-phosphate aldolase activity.
AUGGCCGAACCACCGGCCAACGAUGCCGAGUGGGCGGCACAGAUCAAGCAGAUGAAGGAGUGGCUACCGAACAAGCCAGUCUCGCAUCCAAGCAUCCCACUGAGCGUGCACCGCACAAUCGACCACACGCUACUCAAGCUCCCAAUCGAGCUCUCCCAAAUCGACACCCUCUGCGCUGAAGCCCGUGAGUAUAACUUCGCCACCGUCUGUGUGCGGCUGGAGCACGUCGCUCGCGCCGCAGAGAACCUCAAGGACACACCGGACACGGAGGUAGCCUGCGUAGUGGGGUUCCCAGAGGGCACGCACGACACCGCGGACAAAGUGCGCGAGGCGACAGAGGCCGUGGCGAACGGGGCCUCCGAACUGGACAUGGUGAUCAAUUACCCGCUCAUCAAAGAAGGGAAAUACACGGCCGUCUGGGAGGACGUCGUGGCGGUGCGCAAGGCCGCUCCACGGCCGAUACGCUUGAAGACAAUCAUCGAGGCUGGGCAGCUGAGCGAGGACGAGCAAAUAGCCGCUACCAUCGUGUGCUGCAUGGCCGGCGCGGACUUCGUCAAGACCAGCACAGGCUUUAGUGGCGGCGGGGCCAGUGUUCAGAGUGUCACGCAGAUGCGCAUCGUGGCAGACUUAUGCGGCAGUGAUUGCAAGGUCAAGGCGAGUGGCGGGAUUCGCACCGCUGAGGAUUGUCUACGCAUGCUUAAGGCUGGCGCGGAGCGGAUUGGCACUAGCGCUGGGGUUGCUAUCAUGACUGCCCUGAACGACGGCGAAGUUCUUGAGCAAGGAGCCAGUCAUGCGGUGUACUGA